UGCCAGGCGUGCUGCGUCAUAUCUUCCAACACAUCCGCCGCUCGGUGGCCGGCUUCCAGCCAGGCAGCCAGCCGCCUCAGGCCCCGCUCCUCCCUGAACCGUUAUCCGCUAAUCACCAUCACCUCCCCCGGUGGAAGCAGACGCGGCUCCGCCUCGGCCAUGACUGGAAGGAGCCGCUGAGACCUUCCCAUCCUCCGCCGGAGAACCGGGACUUUUAGUUUUUAGCUCGGUGUAAAUGAGGCGGAGCCUGAGGCGUGGCGGCGGUGGUGAUGGUGUUGGACUCAGGUGAAGUCUUCAUGGAUCAGGUUGCGGCUGAAAGGAACAGGGACCGGCCCGAUGUCCCUCCAGAUCCGUCCAGAACCGCCAAAGCCAGACGGAGCAAUGCGACCAAGAAGGAGGCGGCGCCGUCUCAGAACGGGGUCGCGACCCCGAGGACCAGGGCGGCGCUCCGCCGGCCCCUCAGCAUGGAGGUGACUCCGCCGCCGCAUCCCAUGGUGCUGCAGCCGCCGUGGCGCAGCGGUGCGGCCGCCCCGACGCCCCGGGCUCGCAGCCUCACCAGUCCCAGCCUGUCGGCGGGCGGCUGGAUGCGCCGCAGCGAGAGCUCCUGCUCAGUUAACUACGCUGCGGGGCCGCGGGCCGGCGGACGCUUGCGUCCCGCCACCUCCCUGCCUCACAUCGCCAAAGGGGCGGUGGGCUCGGCCGCCCCCCCGCCGGCCCGACCCUGCCUGCUGGUCGCCCUGCGACCUUUGAACCUGGAGCAGGAGAAGCAGAUGUUCUUCCAGUCCGACUAUAAGUACGAGCCGCAGUUCGAGUACGCGCAGCCCGAACCGCGGAGCGUCCUCGACAAGUACCGGGAGGGAUCGGGCCUCUUCCUGGAGCAGGCCGUGGGGAUCAUGGAGUGCGUCCUGAGGAAAUUCGGCUCCUAUGAGAACUUCGAGGACGCGACGGGCGGCGGCGUCCUGCCAAAGAGUCAGGUCUGGGCGGCGGUCCGCAAAUACCUGCAGAAGGAGGGCUGCGUGGGGGAGGUGGUGGUGCGUCUCUCUGAUGAGCUGCUGUCACAGGCCGUCAUGGUGGUGGAGAGCUGCCGUCCCACUCUGACCAUCAACCUGGCCGGCGCUCGCCAGCACUGGCUGGAGGGGAUGCUGCGGCACGAGAUCGGAACCCACUACCUGCGCGGCGCCAACAACGCACUGCAGCCCUGGGCGUCCGCCGAGGUGCGGCGGCAGCUGGGCCUGAAGCCGGCCAACCCGACAGAGGAGGGCCUGGCCAGCCUGCACAGCGUUCUGCUGAGGAAGCAGCCGCACCUGUGGCGCGCGGCGCUGCUCUACUACACCGUGUUCCACGCCGCCAGCAUGAGCUUCAGCCGCCUCUUCGCCCACAUCGCCCGCUUCGUCCACGACCCGGACGUCCGCUGGGAGUACUGCCUGCGGGCCAAGAGGGGCCAGACCGACACCGCGCAGCCCGGUUGCUUCAGCAAAGAUCAGGUCUACCUGGACGGGAUCCUGCGGAUUCUUCGCCAUCGAAGGAACAUCGACUUUAAGAUGUUGACGUCUCUAGGAAAGGUGUCUUUCGAGGACGUGGAGCGUCUGCGUCCUCUGGCGGUACUGAACCGGACCAGAAUCCCUCACUUCAUGCGUGACCAGGAGCGUUACCUGCAGCACCUGGACCACAUCGUGGCCGUCAACGAGCUGGACGACGCAACGCUGCAGCAGCUGCUGCCCUGAGUCCCUCAAAAGAUCACAUCGUAACGGCGCUCUACGGGAAAAAACAUCAGAACGGCGCUCUACGGGAAAAAACAUCGUAACGGCGCUCUACGGGAAAAACAUCAGAACGGCGCUCUUCGGGAAAAAACAUCAGAACGGCGCUCUACGGGAAAAAAAAAAGUAACGGCGCUCUACGGGGAAAACAUCGUAACUGCGCUCUACGGGACAAAACAUUGCACCGUAACAAAACUUUACAUGGAGUGUUAAUGACUCUUUGUGCAGAAAAUCUGCCCGGUGAUUUUAUUGAUUCCCACCAAAACUUGACAAGGAACAACACGUCGUAUCGUAACGUCACUUUACGUGGAAAAACCCGUCCGGCGUUUUUAUAAAACUUGAAGGAUCCAAACGGGACGACGCCUCCUUCGUUUUCACUUGGAUGCAUGAUUGUGCUGCGUUUCCCACGCGGAUCGGCGCAUUUUAACCGCGCUCCCUUUAUCAAGUUACCUCACUAUUAUCACUAUGUAAUCACCAUUAUAUAUGUAGACUCACAUAAUCAUAGACGGCUUUAUUUAUACACUUGUUUACGUUUUUGUUACGUUGCAAAAAGAACAAACUGAAUGUCACUGGUGUUAGCUUUAUGUUUUUGUUUGUGAAACGACGUUUUUAUGCCUUAGAUUGUUUGCAUUUUUAAAAAGAACACCAAGGACACAACAUUUAAAAACCAGAGGCGUUCGCAGUGACUGAGGCCAUGAAUCUUUCAAAUACCAAGUGCCACUGGACUCAGCCGAGCGUUUCGCCCCCAGGGUUUUAAUUAUCAGUGUUGUUAUGAAGCUAAUCAGCGGCGUUGUCUUAACUGUGUCCUUGGUGGGCUUUCUUAGUUUGCUACUGUGAGUUCUCCCUCUGCAACAACCAAACUUUACUUUGUUUGGUUCAACAUUUGGGAUAUUUGGUGGACGUCUUCCAAAGAUAACAGGUUUUUAGAGACUACCGCCCCUGAAAAUGAUGAUUUUUAAAUCAAAAAUAUAAUUCAUUCAAACCUUAAUCAAUGUAUUUGAAGGCAAAUAAUUAUGUCAAGCAGAUAAUAAGCUUAAUGAUAUCUAGGAAUACUAAUCGAGGCAAAUAUUAACAUUAUUAGCUAAAAAUAAGCUGUUUUGGCUAAAGGGGAAGAGAGUUUAAAAGAUGAAUAUUAUUUAUGGAAGUCAAAAGUAAUGGCAUUAAGGGAGACCUAACAGACCGGCACCCUGCAGGAAUAUUUAAACAGGCAAUUUUGACAAAAGUCUGAUU
Molecule: messenger RNA, 2987 nt
Organism: Gambusia affinis (western mosquitofish)
Lineage: Eukaryota; Metazoa; Chordata; Actinopteri; Cyprinodontiformes; Poeciliidae
Exons: 8
Coding region: 270-1724 (484 amino acids)
Source: RefSeq, a predicted model, not a curated record